AUGGAGGUUGUCAUAUCUGCAGUUGCAGGUGAACUUGCAAGCCAUUUCAUCUCCUUCCUGCUGAACAAGUACCACCCGAAGCCUUCACGCUCGGAAGCAGAAGAGCUGAUAGAGAGGUUGCAGCACCUCCUGAUGAGAGUAAGCAUGGUCGUUGAGGAGGCGGAUGCGCGAUACAUAACCAACUCGGGGAUGUUGUUGCAGCUCAAGAUGCUCUCAGAGGCCAUGUACAGAGGAUACCGCGUCUUGGACACCUCGAGGUACCGAACCCUCCAAGACAGUGCAGGCUUCGAUGAGGUUAGCAUCAAAGACUCAUCUACCAGCAGCAUGUAUUUAGCAAUUCCCCUCAAGCGUUCUCGAACAACAACCGAGAAGGAUGACAAGGCCAUGUGCCUCGAGUCACUAGGAACCUUGGAAAGCUUAGAAGUCGCUAUUGCUAACAUGGCAGAAUUUGUUCUGCUUCUGGGUGGAUGCGAGCGCAUGUCUCGUAGGCCAUACGACAUCUAUCUUUACACCGACAACUUUAUGUUCGGCCGGCAUGCUGAAAAGCAAAAACUCUUGAGCUUCUUGUUGCAGCACAGACCUGCUGGUGAUGCACCAGCCAUUCUUCCGAUCAUAGGUGGUGCCAAAGUUGGGAAGAAAACUUUGGUUGCUCAUGUGUGUGGCGACGAAAGGGUUCGCUCGUGCUUCUCUUCUGUUUUGCACUUGAGUGGCGAUAGUCUUUUGAGGCAUGGAAGGACCAUGUCUGGGAUGAAGAUGCUUGUAGUUAUUGAGUUUGCUUCUGAUGUAAGUGAUGAUGACUGGAAAAACUUCCACUCAGUUCUCAUAACAAUGGGUAGAGGAAGCCAUAUCAUCAUCAUAAGUAGAAUUCAAAGAUUAGCCCGAUUUGGAUCAGUGAAACCGAUUUUUCUAAGUGUUCUAUCUUAUGACGAGUGGAGGUACCUAUUCAAGACACUGGCAUUCGGGAGCGUAGACCCAGCAGAACAUCCACGUCUACUAAAAAUAGCAGAUGAAGUUGCCAAGCAGUUGCACACACAAGGUUCACUUGUUGCAACAAAUGCUUAUGCAGAUUUGUUGAGGAGAAAUCUUAAUGCUCAGUUUUGGCAUUGCAUAUUGGACAAGGGGAUAAGAAUGAUUAAAAGAAACAUCGCCGUGUAUGGUGUGCAUCCAAGCAUGCUUAUAGAACAAGGACACCCGGUGGACAUAACGGACUUUGCUAUGCAUCCACUUAGCAUGAUACCUUAUACGAUUAAUGCUUCAAUCAAGAAGGAAUCGCCAAGUGUGACAUUUGGGGAGUUGCUAGCAGAUCCUAGUGUUAGACCGAAAGAAGACUUCAUUCUGAUUUCAUGGGAAUCAAGGAUACCCCCUCAUAAUUCAUUUGCUAAUUUUGUUAUGAGUCGUGCUCAGGAUACACAUGAAGGGAGUACCUUGCCAGGGAGGAAGCGACGAGGUGUGCCAAUUUAA
Triticum turgidum subsp. durum (durum wheat) is the source of this 1461-nucleotide messenger RNA. NCBI's taxonomy places the organism in Eukaryota, Viridiplantae, Streptophyta, Magnoliopsida, Poales, Poaceae. The record is from the annotation of a GenBank genome assembly.